UCGUGUUUUUAUUCAUUUUUAUUAUUACUUGUCAUUAUACUCCAAGGGUUAUUAUGCAGUGAUAUAUUUUAGUUAGGUUGGGAAGGGAUAGGCAGCAGCAGUCAAAUAGUAUGAAGAACUGCGUAUCGAAGUUAACUUUAGCCAAACACGCGACGGUAGCCAGCGCUGCCACGGCGGAGAAUGGACGUCUGAUUUAGUGAAGGGAGUUUAAAUUAAGGAAUUUUCACGUAAUACUAUUACUAAUAGUUUUUAGUCAGAUGUCUCAGUCGCGAUUCCCAGCCGGAAAUGAGAUUUGCAAGCUUUUGCGUCCUGUUGGCCCAGCUGGCAGCAUCUCCAGUCUACUCUGUCCGCGUGUUCGUGAGCUUCGGCCAUUCCCUCACUCUUCCCUGCCAUGGAGCCCCCAGCAGGGAUGUAGAGUGGUUGUUUCAGCAGGAUGAGCUUCCUGACUGGCUGCAUGUGGCCGAACUCCACACCCAAGGCUUUUCAUCUGGAAACGGCUUCCAGGGACGGGUGGAAUCCUUCUACCUAACAGAGCCGGGAAACUACAGCCUCACCCUCAGUCCUGUGGUGUACAGUGACCUCGGCAUUUACAAAUGCCAGUACUACAAUGAUGAGAUCAUUCUCUCAGAUGUGAAACUACAAAUUAGAGUCCCAUCAUAUAUUUCCAUAGCGAUGGGAAUGUCCACCAGUCUUCCCUGCUUUGGGAACAUAAAUACACAAGUGCGUGCUGGUGAUCAGGAUAUCCUCUGGAAGAGAGGUGGAGAGAAAGUUUACCAGCUCCUUAAGAACACCGUCACAUAUGGGCCCGGGUUUGAGAACAGAGCUUCAGUUUCCCCAGAACAAGCCCUCUACGGAAACAUGUCUUUAACCAUCAGACAGACACGGUUUUCAGAUGAAGGCGACUACCAGUGCUUCUACAACAGUCAGAAAGAGAGGGGGAAUCCAGAUUCUGCCAGUCUCGUUGUGACAGACCACCCACCCCAGACCCUCACUGUGAAGGCCGGUGGUUUGCUCUCCAUAACGCUCUAUACCGCAGACCCAGUGAGGGUAACAUUCAGUGCAGGCCUUGGUUCAGAUGAGGUGCUGAUGCUCGAUGCAAAUAAAGGCCCAGCCAGGUAUGGGGAGCGUUGUGCUCAGAGAUGUGAGCUUCUGGCCCAGAACUGCACCCUUUUGCUGAGGAGUAUGACACUGGAGGAUGCCGGAGUCUACAAGGUGACCGAUCCUGAGACCAACAGGACCAUCAGCUCUGUCUCUCUGGAAGUCUCAGCCCAGCUGGCAGCAUCUCCAGUCUACUCUGUCCGCAUGUUUGUGAGCUUCGGCCAUUCCCUCACUCUUCCCUGCCAUGGAGCCCCCAGCAGGAAUGUGGAUUGGUUGUUUCAGCAGGAUGAGCUUCCUGACUGGCUGCAUGUGGCCGAACUCCACACCCGAGGCAUUUCUUCUGGAAAUGGCUUCCAGGGACGGGUGGAAUCCUUCCACCUAACAGAGCCGGGAAACUACAGCCUCAACCUCAGUCCUGUGGUGUACAGUGACCUCGGCAUUUACAAAUGCCAGUACUACAAUGAUGAGAUCAUUCUCUCAGAUGUGAAACUAGAAAUUAGAGUCCCAUCAAAUGUUUCCAUAGCGAUGGGAAUGUCCGCCAGUCUCCCCUGCUUUGGGAACAUUAAUACACGAGCACGUGCUGGUGAUCUGGAUAUCCUCUGGAAGAGAGGUGGAGAGAAAGUUUACCAGCUCCUUAAGAACACCGUCACAUAUGGGCCCGGGUUCGAGAACAGAGCUUCAGUUUCCCGAGAACAAGCCCGCUAUGGAAACAUGUCUUUAACCAUCAGACAGACACGGUUUUCAGAUGAAGACGACUACCAGUGCUUCUACAACAGUCAGAAAGAGAGGGGGAACCCAGAUUCUGCCAGUCUCAUUGUGACAGGCCACCCACCCCAGAACCUCACAGUGAAAGCCAGUGGUUUGCUCUCCAUACUGCUCUAUACCGCAGACCCAGUGAGGGUAACAUUCAGUGCAGGCCUUGGUUCAGAUGAGGUGCUGAUGCUCGUUGCAAAUAAAGGCCCAGCCAGGUAUGGGGAGCGUUGUGCUCAGAGAUGUGAGCUUCUGGCCCAGAACUACACCCUUUUGCUGUGGAGUGUGACACUGGAGGAUGCUGGAGUCUACAAGGUGACCAAUCCUGAGACCAACAGGACCAUCAGCUCAGUCUCUCUGCAAGUCUCAGGUACGGUCCUCCUCUUCAGCUCUUUGUGUUUGUGCAGAUGCAGGGCUCAGCAUCUUAUUGGUCCACUCUGUUAUUCCUCUGAGUUAUGGCUGCUGCAAUCCAUUGGGAAAAUAAUGGAAAUAAUAAUAAUAAUAUUAAUAUAAAAUAAAAAAGAUUUU
Molecule: messenger RNA, 2376 nt
Organism: Anguilla anguilla (European eel)
Lineage: Eukaryota; Metazoa; Chordata; Actinopteri; Anguilliformes; Anguillidae
Product: carcinoembryonic antigen-related cell adhesion molecule 1-like
Exons: 7
Coding region: 286-2361 (691 amino acids)
Biological process (GO): negative regulation of T cell proliferation; immune response; positive regulation of T cell proliferation
Cellular component (GO): external side of plasma membrane
Source: RefSeq, a predicted model, not a curated record